UCAAAUCAGUACAGCGCCAGAAGCAGGACUGAUCAAGGAGCAAGAAAACAAGAUGAAUGAUGUGAAACUUGCUGUCCUGGGUGGUGAAGGAACAGGCAAGUCUGCCCUUACAGUAAGGUUUCUUACCAAGCGAUUCAUUGGAGAAUAUGCUUCUAAUUUUGAAUCCAUCUAUAAUAAGCAUUUGUAUUUGGAAGGGAAGCAACUGAAUCUAGAAAUAUAUGACCCUUGUUCUCAAAAAGCAAAAUGCUCCCUCGCCAGUGAGCUGCACUGGGCAGAUGGGUUUGUUAUUGUGUAUGACAUCAGCGACAGGUCUUCCUUUGCUUCAGCAAAAGCACUGAUAUACAGAAUUCGGGAGCCACCAACUAGUCAUUGUAAAAGAGCUGUGGAAUCAGCUGUACUUUUGGUCGGUAACAAGCAAGAUCUCUGUCAUGUGCGAGAGGUUGGCUGGGAAGAAGGGCAAAAGCUGGCACUGGAUAACCGCUGCCAGUUCUGUGAACUGUCUGCGGCAGAGCAGUCUCUGGAGGUGGAAAUGAUGUUUAUCAGAAUUAUCAAGGACAUCCUGACAAACUUCAAACUCAAAGAAAAGAGAAGAUCCAGUGGAUCGAAAUCAAUGGCCAAACUGAUCAAUAACGUAUUUGGAAAGAGACGGAAAUCUGUGUAGUGGACAGGUCAUCCUAGGAGAUUUUUUAUAUCAGAGUUUCAACAUUGAGAUGAUAAUUAAACUUACCCUUUGUAUGAAAUUUAAAAAAUCUCUUAGAGAUGUGAAGUGACUGAACAUGAACCACAGAUGUUUUUAAACACGUAGUUUGCCUUUUUUGAGUUUUGUAUCUUUUACACUCUGCUUCACACUUAACCUUUUCUUUAUUAUGCAAAAUGUCACUUAAUAUAACUAGGGGUGGGCUCAUGUAGUUAAUAUUCAUAUAGUAAGUAAAUUACAGGGCUUGAUAUAUCAAUUCGUGGAAAUUCAUGGUCUAGUCAAUAGAAAUGCAUGGCUAAUUUUUAAAGUGUCCUUACAAUAAUCCAGUGAGUUACUUGAUAUUACUUAUAUCAUGAUAUUUAUUACUUAUAUUACUUAAUCAAAUUUUUCUUAUAACUUAGGCCUGAAGAAUGUUAAAUUCCUUGUCCAUACAUUCAUAGUUUGUUGUUGAUUUAAUGAUGAAAGAGUCUGCCUUACCUUAUAUGCUAUAUUAACAGGGGUAACAUUACCGAGAAAAUAACUUACACAGUUAAGAUCCUUUUCAUAUCAAAAGAUUAGUGUUUUUUAGUUCUAUAGAAAUCCAUACAUCAUAGGGAAACAAAAAAGUAAAAAUUGGUUGUUAAACUUAUCCUUGAAGAUCUUAUUGCCCUGAAAUAAAUAUUGCA
Molecule: messenger RNA, 1362 nt
Organism: Manis javanica (Malayan pangolin)
Lineage: Eukaryota; Metazoa; Chordata; Mammalia; Pholidota; Manidae
Gene: RERGL
Product: RERG like
Molecular function (GO): GTP binding; GTPase activity
Source: RefSeq, a predicted model, not a curated record